This is a messenger RNA of Lytechinus variegatus (green sea urchin), 2023 nucleotides long. RefSeq names its product translation initiation factor IF-2-like. The coding region runs from base 300 to 1346 and encodes 348 amino acids. Gene Ontology annotation, biological process: regulation of cell differentiation. Lineage: Eukaryota; Metazoa; Echinodermata; Echinoidea; Temnopleuroida; Toxopneustidae. The transcript is spliced from 7 exons. The record is from RefSeq and is a predicted model, not a curated record. Gene Ontology annotation, cellular component: membrane.
CGUUGUUAUGAUACGGUACCAGCUGCCAGCAGCAAAGUGGAGAAGCCGAGUGAUUCAAAGACUGCAAAUAAAUGGUAUCAAGGAUAACUAAGGACGGAUUGAAUGGUUGAUAUUUGGAGGCUGAAAGUGGGGAACACAGUGCAAUACUAACAUUUGUAAUACUAAUAACUACUGUGGUAAAACGGACACCAAAGGCUGGAAUCAUCAAAAACUACUGGCACAAAAGCUUUAGGUUGCAAUCACUUGUGAAAUAAUCUACAUGUGCUUGGGCCGCCAGUCUUGGAGAUUGGGUGAUAUGCAUGAUGUGCAGCACUGCAGAUUCGGUUAAAGUUCUGUCUGGUACAGGGAGACUGAAAGAAGGCUACCUCAAGAAAUAUGGUAACCUUGUGACACGAUGGAGGCGAAAACACUUCACUAUCUACCAAGAUGGUCAACUGGCCUGGUCAGAUGGGAGCGGUCAUACUCCCGACAAGGUCAUCAAUAUCCGUACAGAAUGCUCCAUGCUAAGGGUAGGAGCACAGGUUGGGUCGGAUGCACCAUCGGUACCCUCAGGAUCGAGGAAAGACUUUAUGUUUUCCAUGACUGCAAGAGGAAAGAAUUAUUACAUUCUGGCAGAGACAGAGCAAGACUUGGUUCAAUGGUUAGAGGUACUUUACCAUGCUAAAGGAAUCCCUCAUCCUAGUCAACAACAGCAGCAGCAGCAGCAACCAGGAGUACCAGUGGGAGGAGGGGGGAUGCCGCAACCUCAGGGACAACUCCCGUACCCCUCACAAGCCCCUCCAAACCAACCCCCUGCGUAUGGCUUCAAUCCUAAUGUGACUGGUCAACCGCCGCCACCUGUUGCUGCAUCACCCUAUCCUCAGGCAGGUGGAUACCCCGCCCAACAACCGUAUCCAGUCCAGCAACAGAGACCCGCAUACCCUACACAACCAGGUGGACCAGUGGCAACGCGGCCUGUGCAACAGACCGUGGUCAUCAGGGACGACUCCCGACAGUACUCCAGGGGUGGGGACGGAUUCGCCACCGGGCUCCUUGCCGGUUCCCUUCUAGGAGGGUACCACGGAUGGGGAUGGGGCUAUGGAGGAGGUUACUAUGGUCAUGGAUGGGGUGGUGGCCUUCAUUUCGGUGGUCAUCACCACCAUCAUCACCAUGAUCAUUUCCAUGAUCACGAUCACUUCCAUGACCACGAUCACCACCAUGAUAUUGGAGGUCAUGACAGCUACGGAGGUCAUGAUGAUUUUGGAGGAGGGGGAGAUUUUGGCGGAGGAGAUUUUGGCGGAGGGGACUUUGGUGGAGGGGACUUUGGCGGAGGGGAUUUUGGUGGGGGAGAUUUUGGCGGAGAAUGAGAAGUAAAUAUAAUUGGGAAUCUAAACCUUUAUGCACAAAUGUCAACAUUCUUAUGCUAUUUUGUGUACCUGCCACAAAGACCAAACCAUAAUUUUGAGUUUUAUUUAAAAACUAUUGUCCAUUUGAUUAUUUUCCAUUGAAAUUCGAAUUGUCAAGGUAACUUAUUAAAUUGAUGUGUGUUUUAACUGGAGUGUGAGAAGCCAUACUUGUGGGCUCUAUGUAGACAGACCUGUGGUCCUUCAAUAUGGGUGGCUGCUGAAUCAGUUUUCAUUGUAUGAACAAAUUAAAUUAUUCCACUUGACAAAUCUAUGAAACUCGAUAAGGGUAUUGUGAUUUGUCCUGUGGACCUAUAUAAUUUUUAGCUCUUAGUACCAAAGACUAUUGCUUGUUUAAAACAUAUCAAAUAAUACUAGGCAGGAAAGUACUACAUGUAGGAAGUCAGUACUCUAGCUUACAUAGAUGUACUUUUACUUGUAUUCCUAUUUAUGAUAUGAAAUUUCUUGUCAUAUCAUUGUAUUGUAUGUUAAUUUGAAGGAGUUUGCAUUUAAUUGGACAUAAUGGAUCAUAGUUGCAGAUAUCACGCAGGAAAAUAACAGGAAAUUUACCUCAGUUGAACCACAAAUUUUAGCCAUAUGGAAAAUUGGGUUUGAAUGUGUUUUGUGCAAUACUAAAAUGG